Molecule: messenger RNA, 1971 nt
Organism: Prunus dulcis (almond)
Lineage: Eukaryota; Viridiplantae; Streptophyta; Magnoliopsida; Rosales; Rosaceae
Exons: 8
Coding region: 1-1971 (656 amino acids)
Molecular function (GO): nucleic acid binding
Source: RefSeq, a predicted model, not a curated record
AUGAAUGGGCUUAAACCUUCCAUCCAAGAUCGAACUGGGUUGCAGACUUUCUGGACCGUGCAAGAGGCUAAUAAUAUGGCCCUCAAGGCAGAACUUAUGGAGAACGAGAGACGAUCGAGUUCUGGCAAUUUUCAGAAGAAAUCUGCCAAUUCACCUAUCCCUGCAAAAGACAAAGUCAUACUUGAUAAAGCUGAAAUUCCAAAAGAAUUGCAGAAAAUUUUGCAAGGGUUCAAGGAGUUGAUUGCUGACAACAUACCCAACCAGCUACCUCCCAUGAAGGAGGAUAUCCAACAUCAGAUUGAUUUGGUGCCUGGAGCAAGUCUCCCCAAUCUACCACAUUAUCUCAUGACUCCCAAGGAGAAUGAAAUUCUACAAGAGAAGAUAGAAGAGUUGCUGCAAAAAGGGUUUAUUCGUAAGAGCAUGAGUUCUUGUGCAGUCCCACUAUUGCUGGUGCCCAAAAAAGAUGAAACAUGGCAUAUGUAUGUUGAUAGUAGGGUGAUCAACAAAAUUACUAUCAAAUACAGAUUUCCAAUACCACGGUUGGAAGACAUGCUGGAUGUGUUGGAGGGUUCUAAGGUUCUUCGUCCUUUUAUCGGUUAUGUUAUUGGCGAGGAUGGCAUUCAGGUGGAUGAUGAGAAGGUGCGAGCUAUUAGUGACUGGCCUACCACGACAAUAGUAAGUGAGUUAAGAAGCUUUCAUGGGUUGGCUACCUUUUAUCGAAGGUUUGUUCAUGAUUUUAGCAUCAUUACUACACCCAUCACUGAGUGUUUGAAGCAAGGAAAGUUUCAGUGGGGUGAUGAGCAAGAGAAGAGUUUAGCACUCAUUAAGCACAAGCUAUGCACCGCCCCAGUCCUAGCCCUUCCUAACUUUGAGAAGAUAUUUGAGGUCGAAUGUGAUGCAAGUGAAGUGGGAGUAGGUGCAGUUUUGUCUCAAGAGAAGAAACCAGUGGCCUUUUUUAGUGAGAAACUUAGUGAAGCUCACCAAAUAUGGAGUACCCUUAAUCGUGUGGUAGAUGCUUUGAGCCGAAGAGCAAACAUACUAGUUACCAUGGCUCAAAAGGUUAAGGGAUUUGAGUUCUUGAAGGAGUUGUAUGAAGUCGAUGAAGACUUUAAGGAGAUUUGGUCUAAGUGUGUUCGCAACCAACCUGUUACAAAUUUUCACCCCACUUAUGGUUAUUUGUUUAAAGGUAACAAACUUUGUAUUCCUGAAACCUUCUUGAGGGAGAAGCUAAUUCGAGAUUUACAUGGAGGCGGCCUAAGUGGGCACUUAGGAAGAGACAAAAAAAUUGCUGGCAUGGAGGAGCGUUAUUAUUGGCCACAAUUGAAAAAUGACGUGGAAAGAUCGUGCAAAAGUGCUAUACUUGUCAGGUUCUCCAAGAUGACGCACUUCAUCGCGUGCAAGAAGACGAAUGAUGCAACUAGCGUAGCCAAAUUAUUUUUCAAGGAGGUUGUUUGUUUGCAUGGUGUGCCCAAAUCCAUCACCUCUGAUCGUGACACGAAGUUCCUCAGUCACUUUUGGGUUACUUUAUGGAAGAUGUUUGAAACCACCCUUAAUCGCAGCAGUACCGCACAUCCCCAAAUUGAUGGCCAGACAGAAGUUACUAACGGAACUUUGGGAAAAUCACCUUUCAAUUUGGUUUACAGUUCGAUUCCUAACCAUGUGAUUGAUUUAGUGAAGCUACCCAAGGCCCAUGGUGUAAGUACCGCAACUGAGCAUAUGGCAGAAAAUGUCCAGGCCAUGAAGAAUGAGGUCAAGGAGAGGUUGGAGAAAACCACAGCUAAAUACAAAGCCGCCGCAGACAAACAUGUACGAGUUAAGGUGUUCAAUGAAGGCGACUCCGUCAUGGUCUGUUUGAAGAAGGAGAGGUUUCCAGUGGAUGAUCCACUCUAUCCUAAAGAUAACUCGGGGUCGAGUUCUUCCGAAGUGGAAGGGACUAAUGUAGAACAUAUGGCCGAGUUGAUCGAGGAAUAG